AAAAUAAAUGGGAAUUAAAGAUUGAAGAAAAAUUGCCUUAAAUCUGUGGAUAAUGAAGUGAAUAAAGAUGGGUAUCUUUUUUCUCAGCCUUUUUUAAUCUCAACUUUUCUCUCUUUCUUUCUUUUUGCCAUUUUCAGUGGAGAAGUUGCAGAGAUUUUGAGUUUCUCUCUUUUUAUAUUGUGAAGCAGGGAAUUCAUUAAAAGAAAAAACCCAUAAAUUCCAUAGAUAGAUCAUAUUCAGAAUUUCUUUCUCAUAAAUUCUGGUAUUUUAACUAUAAUUAUAUCACCUUUACUUUCCCUUUAGUUGAUUUGCAGUGGUGAAGAUGAUCAUAAAGCACGUGCACACUCGUAGUAACAUCAAACCAGGAUCCACUUGAUCAUCCCAAUAUCAUCGUUUAAUUAGUUCCCGUUGCAGCUAUAAUUUAUCAGACUAGCAAGUUCUUAAAUGGGUUGAUUCAAAGUUUGAUGAUUGAUUGUGAAGAAUAAGUGAAGUGAAAGCACAGAAAAUAACAGCAAACACAACAGAAACUGCAUCCGAUGGCGACGUACUUUCAUGGGAACCCUGAAAUCCAAGCACCUGAUGGUCUUCAAACCCUCGUACUCAUGAACCCUGCUUAUGUUCAGUACUCCGACACCACUCCGCCGCCGCCGCCAAACAACCUCGUUUUUCACGCUCCACCACCUCCCCACACUCAACAAUUUGUCGGUGUCCCACUCACGGCUACUUCCACCGCCAACCAAGACCCUCCUUCCCACGAAAUCUCCCCCUUGCAUGGCCUCGUUCAACGCGUCCAUUACAACUUGUACAACCCUAUUGACCCUUCUGGAGCAGCGCGUGAAACUCCACGCGCUCAGCAAGGACUCUCUUUGAGCCUUUCUUCCCAACAACAACAACAUCAUCAUGGUUACGGAUCACAUGCACAAGCGGUUUCAGGUGAGGACAUGAGGGUUUCCGGUGGGUCGGGUUCGUCGGGUUCAGGUGUGACUAAUGGAGUUUCGGGUGUACAAAGUAUGCUGUUUAGCUCUAAAUUCUUGAAGGCUGCUCAAGAGCUUCUCGAUGAGGUUGUUAAUGUUAACAAUACCGGGAUUACCAGGAACGAAUUGGCUAAAAAGGGUAGCGGAGGAGGAGACAAUAGCAAUAUCGGUAAGGCUGUAGGAGAAUCCGCGGCGGCAGCCGGAGAUGCAGAUGGGAAGCAAGGACCCGAACUGACUACGGCGGAGAGACAGGAAAUUCAGAUGAAGAAGGCAAAGCUAAUUAGCAUGCUUGAUGAGGUGGAUCAAAGGUACAGGCAAUACCAUCACCAGAUGCAGAUAGUGAUAUCAUCAUUUGAACAAGCAGCUGGAAUCGGCUCUGCUAAAACAUACACAUCUCUUGCCUUAAAAACCAUCUCAAAGCAGUUUCGAUGUUUGAAAGAUGCAAUAACAGGUCAAAUCCGGGCAGCCAACAAAAGCUUGGGUGAAGAAGAUUGUCUAGGAGGUAGCAAAAUAGAAGGGUCAAGGCUUAAGUUGGUGGAUCAUCAUCUUCGACAGCAGCGAGCACUUCAACAGUUAGGAAUGAUCCAACACAAUGCUUGGAGACCCCAAAGAGGAUUACCUGAAAGAUCAGUCUCAGUUCUUCGUGCUUGGCUCUUUGAACACUUUCUUCAUCCGUACCCUAAAGAUUCAGACAAGGUCAUGCUUGCUAAACAAACGGGGCUUACUAGGAGUCAGGUGUCUAAUUGGUUCAUAAAUGCUCGAGUUCGGCUUUGGAAACCAAUGGUGGAAGAGAUGUAUUUGGAAGAAAUCAAGGAACAAGAACAGAAUGGUUCAGAGGAGAAAACAAGUAAAAGCCAUAACAAUGAAGAUUCAACAUCCAAAUCCACUGCACCAGACAAAACUAGCACAGACAACAAACAGGACAGUAAUAUCCCAAAUCAGAACGGUUGUUCCUCAAUGUCGGCUUCAAUGGCUUCAGCGUCUCCCCUUAUCGGUAACCAGUCAGGAUUUUCCUUCAUUGGAUCAUCUGAAUUGGAAGGGAUCACACAAGGAAGUCCAAAGAAACCGAGAACCAAUAAUGAAGUUACAAUGAAGUUUGACAAAGAUGGGUACACAUUCAUGGGAGGAACAACUAAUAAUGAUUUCAUGGGUGGCUUUGGACAAUACCCCAUUGGAGAAAUAACAAGGUUUGAUACAGAACAGUUCACUCCAAGGUUUUCAGGCAAUGGUGUUUCACUCACUUUGGGACUUCCCCAUUGUGAAAACCUGUCUUUAUCAGGCACCCCUCAUCAAACUUUUCUCCCUAACCAAGCCAUGCAAAUGGGGAGAAGGGUCGACAUUGGUGAACCCAAUGAGUUUGGGUCUAUAAACCCUUCCACACCACACUCUUCAGCUGCAUAUGACAACAUCAACAUUCAGAACAGGAAAAGGUUUGCAGCACAAUUGUUACCCGACUUUGUUGCCUGAUUAAACUUACAGGGGCAGCUUCACAUUUUCCAGGAAAAUGAAUGGUAGUGUAAAGAAAAAAGAAGAAAGCGAAUUUCAGCCUAGUAUAGGUUUUUAUACUUUGGGCCAAGUACAAUUUGAGUCCUUUAGACAGUUUAGGAUUCUCAGCAUAUAUUUGAGGAUUGUAUAUUAAUUUUGUAAUGGGAGAUUGGGAUAGAUGGAUUGAUAUCAUAAAAUUAGUUACUUGGGGUAUACUUGGUAUAAUCAAAUUCUAGUCCAUUCGGGGUAUGAAUUUAUUAGCAAAUUUAUAAAUUUAGUUCUUUUUCUGAUGUUUAAUCAGUUGAUAAGAACAUAAAUAAGAUGGUGUCACAAUUUUAUUGCUGCUUC
Molecule: messenger RNA, 2807 nt
Organism: Gossypium raimondii (Peruvian cotton)
Lineage: Eukaryota; Viridiplantae; Streptophyta; Magnoliopsida; Malvales; Malvaceae
Product: BEL1-like homeodomain protein 1
Exons: 5
Coding region: 537-2441 (634 amino acids)
Biological process (GO): regulation of transcription by RNA polymerase II
Molecular function (GO): RNA polymerase II cis-regulatory region sequence-specific DNA binding; DNA-binding transcription factor activity, RNA polymerase II-specific
Source: RefSeq, a predicted model, not a curated record